Messenger RNA from Prunus mume (Japanese apricot), 1050 nucleotides. NCBI's taxonomy places the organism in Eukaryota, Viridiplantae, Streptophyta, Magnoliopsida, Rosales, Rosaceae. The record is from RefSeq and is a predicted model, not a curated record.
AUGGACAAUCGGUUGCGACUUACAACCACAAUAGAGGGCAUUCGGUAUUUAGCAAAUCAAGCAUUGGCUUUUCGAGGUCACGAUGAAUCCGUUGACUCAUCUAAUCGGGGCAAUUUCGUUGAAAUCUUAAAGUCUUUUGCAAGAAUGAAUAUAGAAGUUGAGAAAGUUGUUCUAGAUAAGGCUCCUCAUAAUGCUCAGUAUAUUGCCCAUGAUAUACAAAAACAGAUUUUGCAUAUUUUUGCUACCAAGGUGAAGAAGAAAAUUUGUGCCGAACUUGGGAAGAACAAAUAUUGUAUUCUUGUUGAUGAAUCACUUGAUGAAUCAGACACUAAUGCCUUGACUCUUAAACAAGAGAUAUGCAAAGUGCUUGAUAAUAAUGGUAUUCUAAUGGAAAACAUGCGUGGCCAAGGGUAUAAUGGUGCUAGUAAUAUGCGUGGUUCAUGGAAUGGAUUACAAGCAUUGUUUCUUCAAGAUUGUCCAUAUGCAUAUUAUGUGCAUUGCUUUGCUCAUCGCUUGCAAUUAGCAUUAAAUGGUGCGGCUAAAGAUGUGAAGGUUGUAUGGAGAUUUUUUUCAAUGUUGACUAACAUUGUGAAUUUUGUUAGUGCUUCUGCUAAGAGCCGUAAUGAGUUAAAUUUAAUUCGAAAAGCUGAACUCAAAGAGUUGUUGGAUUCUAGGGAACUUGAGACAGAUUGCAUGUUGAGGGAGUUAAAUGACAGAUUUCCAGAGCAAACAGUUGAACUUCUUAUUCUUAGCUCAGCAUUGGAUCCUCGUAAUUCUUUCAAAUCAUUCAAUAUUAGGCAUCUAUGUAAACUUGCUAAGAAAUUCUAUCAUGCUGAUUUCAGUCCAAGUGACUUAAAAGGUUUGGAAAUUGAGUUGAGACUUCGAAGCACCAUAGCUGAUGAAUUCCUUGCUGAUUGCAUGAUUCUCCACAUUGAAAGAGAGUUUGCUAAUAGUAUCGAUAAUGAAGAGAUAAUUGAAGAAUUUAAGAUUUCUAAGCCUCGUAGGAUAUGCAUAUUUGAGGGUAAGGCUUAUUACGUCCCCCCUGACUAG